Messenger RNA from Camellia sinensis, 771 nucleotides. RefSeq lists its product as uncharacterized. The record is from RefSeq and is a predicted model, not a curated record. Lineage: Eukaryota; Viridiplantae; Streptophyta; Magnoliopsida; Ericales; Theaceae.
AUGUUAGGAGAUCCGACUCGGCGCAAUCAAAAGCUCAGAUGCACCUACCAUCAAGACAUGGGGCACAUGACUCAGAACUGCAUGGCACUGAAGCAACACUUGAAGGACUUAGUAGCAGUUGGGCACCUCCAGGAUUACAUUGAUCAGGAUAAGGAAGUGGCCGAACCGGGGAACCCACCACCAGAACCGAAUAUUGAGCACCCACCUCGGUUGAUAACAAAUGUGAUCCAUGGAACAGCGACUCAGGAACCUGAGGAGACACUGAAAGGGGAGAUUGCUAAGGCUAUGAAAAUUCAGCAGGUCAUGUCAGUAGAGCCUGCAUCGAAAAAGGUACGCACGGUACCCAAAUCCCCCCUGUGCAUUGUUUCAUUUACUAGAAAGGAUUUAGAAGGCAUACAACACCCACAUACUGAUGCACUAAUUAUAACUGUGGGAAUUGGGAAACGGUUUGACGUAAAACGAGUCCUGGUAGAUCAAGGCAGUGCAGCAGACAUAUUGUGUUAUGACUUGUUCAGAAAGCUUGGUCUCUCUGAGCAGCACCUCACCCCAGUGGCAGCCCUCCUAGUUGGCUUCAACUCACAGCCAGAAUGGCCGCUUGGUAGAAUAGUGUUGCCAGUUGUGGCAGGAACAAAAACCCUCCAGAUAGAGUUUCUAGUUAUUAAUACACCAUCCCUUACAACGCCAUACUUGGCCGUCCAUGGAUUCAUCAAAUGGAGGCGGUCCCUUCAACCUACCACCAGCUCAUCCGUUUCCCAACGGAACACGGAGUAG